Molecule: messenger RNA, 477 nt
Organism: Knipowitschia caucasica
Lineage: Eukaryota; Metazoa; Chordata; Actinopteri; Gobiiformes; Gobiidae
Source: the annotation of a GenBank genome assembly
AUGUUCCUGACAAUGACCAUGGCACUCACAGCGACUGUGAUGAUUGGAUUUGGACAUCCUUUUCCUCUGAUGAAUCACUCAAAACUUGAGUUAGAAAGCAGCAUUCCCGUUAAUGCAUCAUUAUGGAACAAGACUUUAGACACUUCAAACUAUACUGACGUGUACAUGAACAAUGUCACAAGCAACGAAACGGAGACUACAUCCUCGCAAGAGACGGUGGACAGGAACGAAACUCUUGUUUUUAUGUUUUCGCCGGAUGGCUGCCCCCUCCCCACCUGCCUGACUGUCAACCUGGUGUCUUCUCUUCAAACUGGAGAUGAGAGGGCUGGCAAAGCCACGGACAAUAUUCAAACAAAAGUGGUCUUCGCCUGUUCCUACAGUCUGUGUGCAGUUGUUGAACUGGUCGAUAGGCUCAACGAAGGAGGGGAUGAAGUGGCAGGACACACCGCCAGACAUUCUCUGGGUCCUGGAAAGUAA